CUGCACUGGACCGAAUCAUUCUAUCAGCAGAGCAUAACCUGGGACUUCGCCCCCCCUGUUUUCCGUCUUUCUCGGGUCGCGUGGAUUAUAGCUGACAAGUAUCGCCAACGAUGAGUCGGGUCGUGUUGGACGGCGAUCACUUGGUGAGCCACCUGUUGAAUUUCCCGGACAACGUCGAGAAGCUCGUGUUCUCGUCUCGCCCGCACGAGGCCGACGGCGAGAGCAAGGGCGGGGCUGGCAUACCUGCCGAUAUCCUGGAGACCCCGAAGGAGUACGUGUUCUAUUUCGACGUCCCUGGCCUCUCCAAGUCCGACGUUCAGGUGACCGUGGAAGACGAUCAGAAGUCGCUGGUGAUAAGGAGCAGCGGGAAGAGGAAGCGCGAGGACAUGGAGGAGGAAGAGGCCUGCAAGUACGUGAGGCUGGAGAGGAGGGCGCCGCGGAACCAGACCCGGAAGUUCCGGCUGCCCGAGAAUGCCGACCCGUCGGCCAUCAGCGCCAAGUGCGAGAACGGAGUGCUGACCGUCACGGUGGAGAAGCUGCCUGCGCCCAAGCCCAAGACGGUGGAGGUUGCCACCAAUUGAGGACGACCCGUUGGCGGCUGCUGCUGCUGCUGCUGCUGCUGCUGUGCGAGAUCAUAGUUGGGUGUCAUUCUUCUUUUGAUAAUAGCCUUGUAGAUGCGUGAACUUCCUAGGAUUAGGACCAUGCUGAAAGCUCAGGAUAGGCCUUUGGGAUGGUUCCGUCCCGACGCACGCGGCGGCGCGGCCAUCUUGUCAACUAGCGUGUGCUAUUUUGUGAAAGAGCAUUGUAGGUUGGAGUCCCUAAAAUCUGUCGUGCUCCCAACUUUUGUUGAAACCUAUCCAAAUCCAGUAAGAAGCUGACCAAUUCUCGC
Messenger RNA from Rhodamnia argentea, 889 nucleotides. Its product is annotated as 17.4 kDa class III heat shock protein. Gene Ontology annotation, biological process: response to hydrogen peroxide; protein folding; response to heat. The record is from RefSeq and is a predicted model, not a curated record. NCBI's taxonomy places the organism in Eukaryota, Viridiplantae, Streptophyta, Magnoliopsida, Myrtales, Myrtaceae. Bases 111 to 581 code for a protein of 156 amino acids. The transcript has 2 exons.